Messenger RNA from Boleophthalmus pectinirostris (great blue-spotted mudskipper), 2584 nucleotides. RefSeq names its product serpin B6-like. Bases 107 to 1366 code for a protein of 419 amino acids. Gene Ontology annotation, molecular function: serine-type endopeptidase inhibitor activity. The record is from RefSeq and is a predicted model, not a curated record. Gene Ontology annotation, biological process: negative regulation of endopeptidase activity. NCBI's taxonomy places the organism in Eukaryota, Metazoa, Chordata, Actinopteri, Gobiiformes, Gobiidae. The transcript is spliced from 10 exons.
CAGGAAGUCCUGUCACCGCACCUUCUUGGGGCGUGUUCUUUUCAAUAAUAAAACUGAUGGCUCAAGCUAAACUUUGUCUGCGAGGCUUCUGAACACAGCUGACACCAUGGCAACUGAAACUCCUCUUUCCAAGGCAACCAACACUUUUGCCCUGAAUCUUUGUAAAACCCUGGGUGACAAUGAUCGCAGCGCCAAUGUCUUCUUCUCUCCUAUGAGCAUCUCUUCCGCUCUGUCCAUGGUCCUCCUUGGGGCCCGGGGCAACACAGCUACGCAGAUGUCAGAGGUCCUCUGCUUCAAAGAGGCAGAGAAGCCGCCACAGGCCGGAGCAAUGCAGAAGCAAAUGCCCAUGCAGAUCCCCCAACACGUGCAAAAUUUACUGCCACCACAUCUGAGAAAGAGGUGCCUCAAAACGAAGGACCUCUCUGAUGAUGUACACUCCAGCUUUGCCACUCUUCUGCAGGAGUUUCACAAACCUGACGCACCCUACACCCUCAGCGUCGCCAACAAACUGUACGGAGAGGAGAGUUACCAGUUUGUUGAGGAUUACCUGGGAGCCACCCAAAAGUACUACAAGGCAGAGCUGCAGACUGUGGACUUCAUCAAUAAAUCUGAGGAGGCCAGAGUCACCAUAAACACGUGGGUGGAGCAGCAAACACAAGGUAAAAUUAAGGACGUUCUAGCCAAGGGUGUCGUGGAUAACCUGACGAGACUUGUGCUCGUCAACGCCAUUUACUUCAAAGGAAACUGGAAUAAACAGUUUAAUGAAAGCUCUACUCAUGAUGGUCAAUUCAGAAUAAACAAGAAUGAAACUAAACCAGUGAAGAUGAUGCACCAAAAAUCAAAGUUCCCCCUCACAUUCAUAAGUGAGAUUAACUGUCAAAUUAUAGAUUUGCCGUACAAAGGAAAGGAGCUCAGCAUGCUCAUCUUUCUGCCCGGCAGUAUUGAUGAUGGUCUGGAGAAGCUUGAGCAGCAACUCACCUACGAGAACUUUGUGGAGUGGACCCGUCCUGACAUGAUGGACGAGGUGGAGGUGCAGGUGGGACUCCCUCGAUUCAAGAUGGAGGAGAAUUAUGACCUGAAAGACGUGCUGAUCAGUAUGGGCAUGGUGGACGCCUUCAGCAUCAGCAGCAGUGAUUUCUCUGGCAUGUCUCCAGCCAAUGACCUGGUUCUGUCUAAGGUGGUGCACAAAGCGUUUGUGGAGGUGAAUGAAGAGGGCACUGAGGCUGCUGCCGCCACUGCCGCCAUCAUGAUGUUGCGCUGUGCCAUGAUGCCCGCCCGCUUCAUCGCAGAUCACCCCUUCCAUUUCUUCAUCAGACAUAACGCCUCCAACACCAUCCUUUUCGCUGGAAGAUUCUGCUCCCCUUAGUAAACUAUUAGCAAAAACAUAAACCAAAGAAAGGGAAGUUAGUUCAUUAUUUGGAACUAACUGUACAAUAAUCCAGCUGCUCUAGACUUUGCAUUAUCCAGUGGUGGAAAGGAACAAAAUAAAAAUACUGUACUUAAGUAAAAAAUGUAGGUAUAUGUAAAUUUUAAAGUGCAUACAUUUGACUUUUACUUGAGUACAUCUGAGAGGAGGUAUUUCUACUUUCUACUCCACUACAUUUUUGAACAGGACUGAAAAGUAAAAGCAUUGUUUAUUAUAAUUUGAGAUGUGCUGGAAAGGCUGAGGGGUUUAUUUUGAACACAUUUGUAGUUUGAGCAAACAAUAAUAAAUAAAAACGGCUAGAAAAAAAAACAACAACAAUCAGAUCAGUUGCUUCUAUUGAACAAAAUGCAACUCAAAUCUUUAUCAAAAUCACUACAUUUGAAGCUUUAUUAGACCUGAAAAUAUGAGCAGAAUACUUUUACUUUUUACUCUUUAAGCACAUUUUUACUUUUUUCAUGUGAUACUUUUACUUUUACUUGAGUAUAUUUUUGGUCUGGUAUCUGUACUUUUACUUAAAUAACAAAACUAAGUACUUCUUCCACCACUGGCAUUAUGUAUCAGUCACCAGCCUUCAGCAACUUUCACCAACAUGCCUUUAAACUCCUAUAAUUGUUGAUAUUCUUUUCAACUUUUGCACUAGCUUUGAAGUUACCAAAAACAGAUGGCUGCCUUACAAUGCUACACGUACAAUGUAAAAUUUCACAUGAGCAACAAAACAACAUUGCAAAUAACAAAAAUCACUCCUCAAAGAACCCCUGGAAAAAACCCUGAAAGAACCAUUACAUUUUGAUGUCCUGAAAUCCCAACAUUUUUAAUACUAUGUCAAAUUAAAUGUAAAAAAAAAAAAGUACUGUUCUUGUCUUUAACCUGUUUACACAAUUUGUCUGAAUGUAUCACUGAACAAAUGGAGAGGUUUUGCAUUGUAAAGUAUGGGUGCUUCAUCUUAUCUGUUGGCCUGUAUGAAUGACUUUAUUGACUAUAUGCUGUACGCCUUUACUAAACAGCCCUCUUUAUCUUAUAGGGUUCACCCACUCAAAGAAUUCAUCUACACUGCCUUGUGUUUUAUCAUGUGCACUUUACUUGUAUGUAUACUAACACACUUUUGUUCACACAUAGAGGAUUUUAUGCAAUGACAUUAAAGGACUGCACUGCCUGGCA